GCCCGGAGCCAGAGCUGCCGGGGGCGGGAGGUGAGAGCCCACUGCCCGGUCCAGCCCGGCCUCAGCUCGGCCUCCCGGGGCCACCAUGGCCACGGACGAGCUGGCCACCAAGCUGAACCGGCGGCUGCAGAUGGAGGGGGACGGCAGCGGCGACGAGGGGCCGGGGCCGGGGCCGCCCGGGCUGAACGGGGCUGGGGCCGGUGGCCCGGGGGCCGAGGGGCCGGGGGAGCCUUGGGGCAGCGCGGACGACGAGCUGAGCGCCAAGCUGCAGCGCCGCGCCGACCUCAACCAGGGCACGGGCGAGCAGCAGAUGUCGCCCAGCAGGCGGGCCUUCAACCCCUACACCGAGUUCAAGGAGUUCUCCAGGAAGCAGAUCAAGGACAUGGAGAAGAUGUUCAAACAAUACGAUGCAGGGAGGGACGGUUUCAUCGACCUGAUGGAGCUGAAACUGAUGAUGGAGAAGCUGGAGGCCCCCCAGACGCACCUCGGGCUGAAGAACAUGAUCAAGGAAGUGGAUGAGGAUUUUGACGGCAAACUCAGUUUCCGGGAGUUUCUGCUGAUUUUCCACAAGGCAGCCGCGGGAGAGCUACAGGAAGACAGCGGCCUCCACGUCUUAGCUCGGCUCUCGGAGAUCGACGUCUCAACGGAGGGAGUCAAAGGAGCCAAAAACUUUUUUGAGGCCAAAGUGCAGGCGAUCAAUGUCUCCUGCCGUUUCGAGGAGGAGAUCAAGGCUGAACAGGAAGAGAAGAAAAAGCAGGCGGAGGAGAUGAAGCAGAGGAAAGCCGCCUUCAAAGAGUUGCAGUCGGCCUUCAAGCAGUGAGCUUGAGGGGUGGGCAGGAGGCUGGCCAGGGUCGGGGGGUGGGGACGGAACCUGACAGGAACCAGAAUCUGCAAAGACCCGGCCCCCGUGCAUAGGAAGAAAAAGUUGAUGAGGUGGGUAGAAAGGCAGGCGCUGGGUGACUUUCCCAUCACUGGGAGCAGCGUGGCCCAGUGGAAAAAGUAGGACCUGGGUUCUAAGGCCGGCUUCACCACUCAUCCACUGUGUGACCCAAGCAAGUCGCUUCACUUCCCCGUGCCUCAGUUUCCUCAUCUUCAAAAUGAGGAUCAGAUUCUACUCCCUCCUAAUCAGACCGUGAACCCUAUGUGGGACAGGGACCGUGUCCGCCCCGAUUAUCUUGUUUCUUACCCCAGCGCUUAGUAUAGCGCUUGGCACAUAGUAAGUGCUUAACGAAUACUAUAAUUAAUCAGUGGACCAAUUCUAAUAACAUUCAAACGGUGAACCUGGAAUCUGAACCCAAGACCGCUGCCUCCCUGUCAUCUGUUCAUCUCGUUGCCCACCCGCUUCUCCUAGACCCUGACUUCGCUGUGGUCUCGUUUCCCCUUGGAUUCCAAACGCCCUCGGCGAUAUUGUAGAUCUGUAAGCCGGGCUACCCUCUGCAUGGACGCUUGCUAUUUGCUCUUGAACCGCAGCGAGCCCUCCAAGUGUAAAGACAGUGCCGAACUCCAGAAAGAGGGAUAAACCCCUCCCCGGCCGUGGCCCGGAGCCGAGCAGACUCGAGACCUGUAACUGUGUCGAUGGCUUGGCCUCCUGCGGCCCUGGGUUGGGAUUCCAAAGAGCAGGCACAAACACCGGGCGGUGGAUCUGUAAUGCUCCCCGAGUUAUCGUUAGGGAUGGAUUAAUUUGGCUUUCUUAAACUCUCCUCCUCUCUCUUCUCCCAACUUGCCGGUCGCUGAGGCUCGAUCGGGCAGCUUUCCGAUCAUCCGCAGCCCUAGCGAGUCUGGGAGAGGAGUGGAGGCCCCCCGGCAAACCCAGGCUGAUGCGCUCCUCCCCGGCCUUCCUCACCGGGCCUCCAUUUCCCCUGGAAGGCGGGGAGGGUCACGCUAAUCUACCUCACGGGCCCCCUCAUGGCAAAGCACUAGAGGUGACUUCAGCACAAUCUGAUCUGAGGGACCAGCGGAUGAGGGGUAGUGGGGCAGAACUCCCAACUCCCCCCAGUUCUCCCCUCCCUGGGGUGACCUCAGGCAAUGACUUAAAAAAAAAAGGCCGGAGCCGCCUCCCCAGAACACUGAGGGCGCGGAGCGGGAUCUUGUGAAACUUGAGGGGAGAACUCGCCGAGCGAGGCUGCCGUUCGACGAGGGUACAGGGAUCCCCGGCCUUGCGGAGCGGACAAACGCUCAGCCUCCGGAAGGGGCUUCUAAGUGUCUUUGCAUGCACUGUGACAUUGAAGAGUGAAACCAGACAGGCUCAGCCAUUUGCUCUGUCCUCUCUCUCUCCCGCCACCCACCCCUAUCCAAGAGAAAUGUGUAUCUCGUUGUUAGCGUACCUUUGGUGACGUAUCCAAUUGAAUUUAAGCCACCGUCCAGCGAAGUGAUGUUCGUAAUAGGCCAGUCCCGUCGUGUCCUCCCCUGGGGGGGUGUGGGUCGCCUGGGCACUCUGCCCUGCCCGCCCGGGGUCUCCUAGACCCCGGACCACUGGUGCCAGGCGGAUGGUCUCCCUCAGGGGUUCUCGUGUGUUGCCGUGGAUGUUCGUACCCCCCUCCCGACCCCGACUGUCACCGAGUGGGACAGACAACAACCAACUAUGCCACUAAGUUAUGCAACUUCUCUGUGUUUCUCAUGAAAGAUGUCACUGCAUUUUAGACUCGAUAAGUCUUUAUUUUUCAGGAACUUCCGGAAGGUAUCAAACCCCACUGUGGGAAUUUAGAGGUUUUAUUUUUGUUUUGUAAUAUAAUCUACAGAAAGAAGAGACAUUGAUUGAUUACCUAGUAGCUUUGAUCUUUGAUUUGCUUUUUCCAUAGCGGAUAUGUUUAUAAGGAUGAAUAAUAAAAAACCUUUGCUUUUUUUUUCUUUAUCCAAAAAGCUACUUCAUUCAGUGGUACGAUUAUUUUUUUUAACUAAAAUAAAGCCAAAAUUAUAUAUUCUUA
Ornithorhynchus anatinus (platypus) is the source of this 2924-nucleotide messenger RNA. It is a transcript of the gene EFHD2, whose product is annotated as EF-hand domain family member D2. The transcript is spliced from 4 exons. Gene Ontology annotation, molecular function: calcium ion binding. Bases 86 to 820 code for a protein of 244 amino acids. The record is from RefSeq and is a predicted model, not a curated record. NCBI's taxonomy places the organism in Eukaryota, Metazoa, Chordata, Mammalia, Monotremata, Ornithorhynchidae.